AUGGUGGUGCACCACCCUAUUCAGCAUACCUUCUUCUUCUUCAUGCUCCUUUUCUCCUUCCCAAAUUAUUCACAAUCUUUAACCAAUCAUGAGGAUGAUGAAAGGGGUAUUUUACUUAGCAUAAAACAAGAGUACUGGGGAAAUCCAUCUUCACUUGAGCAAUGGAACUCCACUUCCUCCCCAUGUGACUGGCCUGGAAUUUCAUGCAACUCCAAUGGAAGUGUCACACGGAUAUCUCUCUCCGAAAUGAACAUCGGAGGAUCAUUCCCAGCCUCAACUAUUAUAUGCCAGCUCAACAACCUUGUUUCAAUCAAUUUCAGUUCCAAUACUCUCUUUGGAACUAUACCAGCUAACCUCUCCAGCUGCUCAAAGCUUGAAACCUUGGAUCUAUCCACAAAUGAUUUGACAGGAAAAAUACCAGCAGAUUUAUGUACAACUCUUGUGGAAUUGGACUUGUCUUCCAACGAAUUAUCAGGUGUGGUCCCUGAGACCCUUGGUGGUUGCUCAUCCUUGGAACUUCUAGAUCUAUCCAACAAUACAUUCUCUGGUGAGUUGCAUGUUGAAACCCUACUAAAUUUGACUAGCUUGAAGACAUUGGUUUUAUCGUUCAAUAAUUUUGUUGGUAGCUUAUCUCACUCAUUUUCUAGCUUGGUAAACUUAGAGACCUUAGAUUUGAGUUCUAAUAACAUCUCUGGUUUGAUACCCUCUGGGAUUUGUAAAGACCCUAAGAAUAGCUUGAAAGUGUUGUACCUUCAGAACAACAUGUUCACUGGUCCAAUACCUGAGAGUCUAAGUAACUGUUCCCAAUUGGAAUCUCUUGAUCUUGACUUUAAUUACCUUAAAGGGAAUUUACCAUCUAGCCUCGGGUCCUUGUUGAAGCUCAAGGAUUUGAUGAUUUGGUCUAAUGAGCUUGAGGGGGAAAUCCCAUUGGAGUUAAGGUACUUGCAGUCUUUGGAAAAUCUGAUUCUUGAUUUCAAUGACUUGUCAGGGUCAAUCCCUGAAACUCUCAGCAACUGUACUAAUUUGAAAAGCAUUUUUUUGUCGGAUAAUUUGUUGAGUGGUGCUAUACCAGCUUCAUUAGGGCUCUUGUCUAAUCUAACUAUUCUGGAGCUCGCAAACAACUCCCUCUCUGGGAGCAUUCCUGUCGAGUUGGGGAAUUGCAGCAGGUUAUUUGGGUUGGAUAUGAACACCAAUUUCUUGAAUGGGUCUAUUCCAAAAGAAUUAGGAUCCAUGCAGUAUCUCCAUUUUCUGAAUUUAGGGCAUAAUCAUCUCUCUGGUCCAAUACCUCAACAACUUGGAGGCUUGAAGAAUGUUGAACGCCUUUAUCUAUCACACAACCGACUCAAUGACUCAAUUCCACAAACUUUGACCAAUCUCAUAUAUCUUUCGGAUCUUGAUCUGUCUAAUAACCAACUUUCUGGAAUGAUACCUUGUUCAUGUCAAUUUCCAAGAUUUACUAGAGAAUCGUUUGCGAAUAAUUCUGGCCUUUCUCAAUGCCGUCAUCCUCAGGAUUGCCAAAAACCUAAGUCUAGCAGAUCAAAGAAAAAGCAUUACAUCAUUAUAGGUUGUGGUGUAAUUGCAGGGGUACUUAUUUGGUUAGUAACUCAGUUACUCGUGACCAAACUUACAGGGAAAGGGAGAAUGGAAAAUGAUGGAGAAGAAUGGAGUAUGGUUUCAUUUCAAAGAUUGGGAUUUAAUAAAUGGGAUAUAUUGAGUGGUUUGACAGAUCAAAAUUUGGUUGGAAAUGGGGGGUCAGGAAAAGUAUAUAGAGUGAUCACCAAGAAAGGCGAUAGAGUUGCUGUUAAAAGUAUACGGCAUGAACGAAACGAAGGCCACAUUUUGGAGAAGCAGUUUAUAGCAGAGGUUAAGAUUCUUGGGGGAAUUUGGCACAACAACAUAGUGAAAUUGUUAUGUUGCAUCAGAGGAAAGACAACAAAGCUUCUUGUGUAUGAAUACAUGGACAAACAAUGUGUUCACAAAUGGUUGCAUGGAAAGAAGAGAGGCUUAACUACUCAAGUCUUGCAGUGGGAGAGGAGGCUAAAAAUUGCCAUUGGAGCUUCACAAGGGCUAUGCUAUAUGCAUCACAGUUGCAGUCCGCCCAUUGUUCAUAGAGAUAUCAAGUCUAGUAACAUACUCGUCGACUCAGACUUCAAUGCUAAGAUUGCGGAUUUUGGAUUGGCAAAGAUGAUGGCGAGUGAAGGAGAUCCAGAAACAGCAUCUGCUAUUGUGGGAACCUUUGGUUACAUUGCCCCGGAAUAUGGCAGUACAAGAAAAGUGGAUGCGAAGAGCGAUAUCUACAGCUUUGGCGUAGUUCUCUUGGAAUUAACAACUGGAAGAGAAGCCGUGCCUGCAAAUGAGGAUAUGAACCUGGCACAAUUGGCACACAAACACCAAAGAGAAGGGAACUCAGCUGUAGAUGCCCUAGAUGAGGAGAUCAAGGACCCACGUUAUCUGGAGGCAAUGAUCGCUGUUUUCAAAUUAGGCCUUGCAUGCACUUUGAAUUCCCCAUCAAGCAGGCCGUCCAUGAAAGAUAUUGCACAGAUUCUUCAAAGAUACAGCGAAAACACUCAUCUGUCUUUAGAGAACCAAUAG
Messenger RNA from Ipomoea nil (Japanese morning glory), 2592 nucleotides. Its product is annotated as systemin receptor SR160-like. Gene Ontology annotation, biological process: protein phosphorylation. Gene Ontology annotation, molecular function: ATP binding; protein binding; protein kinase activity. The coding region runs from base 1 to 2592 and encodes 863 amino acids. The transcript is spliced from 2 exons. NCBI's taxonomy places the organism in Eukaryota, Viridiplantae, Streptophyta, Magnoliopsida, Solanales, Convolvulaceae. The record is from RefSeq and is a predicted model, not a curated record.